UUCUCGCCUUUGCGGUUCCAGAACUCUCUGCUUGACUCACCGGCGGCGGCGCCGCGGCCAUCUCCGGCGAAAACCCUACCCUGCCCCGCGCCGCGGCUUUUGGUAGAUUAGUGAGUAUCAAGAGUUGAAGUCGUGGUUGGAGCGGAGGAGGCCUCGGGGAUGGUGUUCGGGCAGGUGGUGAUCGGCCCGCCGGGCUCUGGCAAGACUACCUACUGCAACGGCAUGUCGCAGUUCCUCUCCCUCCUCGGAAGGAAAGUUGCAGUUGUGAAUCUUGACCCUGCCAAUGAUGCAUUGCCAUAUGAAUGUGCUGUAAACAUUGAGGACCUGAUAAAACUCAGUGAUGUCAUGGCUGAGCAUUCGCUUGGCCCAAAUGGAGGGCUUGUUUAUUGCAUGGAUUACUUGGAGAAGAAUAUUGACUGGCUUGAGCAAAAAUUGCAGCCUCUUAUUGAAGAUCACUAUCUGUUAUUUGAUUUUCCGGGACAAGUUGAACUUUUCUUCCUUCACUCAAAUGCAAGAAGUGUUAUCAAUAAACUCAUCAAAAAGCUAAACUUGAGGCUGACUGCUGUGCACCUUAUUGAUGCCCAUUUAUGCUGUGAUCCUGGGAAGUAUGUGAGUGCUUUACUUCUUUCACUGUCAACAAUGCUACACUUGGAAUUGCCACACAUCAAUGUCUUGUCAAAGAUUGACCUCAUUGAGAACUAUGGAAAUUUAGCAUUCAAUCUUGACUUCUACACUGAUGUCCAAGAUCUUUCUUAUCUGCAACACCAUCUUGAGCAGGAUCCUCGUUCUGCCAAGUACAGGAAACUGACUAAGGAGCUCUGUGAUGUUAUUGACGAUUUUGGUUUAGUCAAUUUUUCAACUUUGGACAUCCAGGACAAGGAAAGUGUUGGCAAUCUUGUGAAGUUGAUUGACAAGAGCAAUGGUUAUAUAUUUUCUUCUAUUGACAGUAGUGCUGUUGAAUUCAGCAAAAUUGCGGCAGCGCCUCUUGAUUGGGACUACUACAGAACAGCAGAAGUUCAGGAGAAAUACAUGAAAGAUGAUGAGUUCGUGCAACAGACAAGCAGGAUGCAAUGAGGCUGGCAGUGGCGUCCCCACUUUUGUAGCACAACGGGUGAAACAUGUCAGCGUGGCAUGUCCAGAACUUUGGUUGCUAGAGAAAUGUGGAUUUGCCUGAACCUAUGUAGCUUAGCUGUAGAUGUUUUCUGAAGCUAGUUGCCUGAUGUGUUGUAGCAUGCUGUCAUUACCUUCUGGAACGAAUACGAAACACCUGGGAUGAAAUGUACUCCCAAUGAAGCGAUCUGGGCACUGGAGAAAUGUUUCUUUUUGCGAGGAAGGCAGUGCUGUUCUCUGUUGAUUUCUUGGUUUACACGACAAAGUGUACAAAAUUUCAGUUAACCUUGCACUCUUGCCUUUGUAACUAACAAGAGUGUUGCUCUGUCAUAGGGGGUAUAUUUUGGGGGAGUAUAAAGAUACAGUAGACCUACCAAUCAUAUGGAUU
Molecule: messenger RNA, 1498 nt
Organism: Setaria italica (foxtail millet)
Lineage: Eukaryota; Viridiplantae; Streptophyta; Magnoliopsida; Poales; Poaceae
Product: GPN-loop GTPase 2
Exons: 10
Coding region: 160-1074 (304 amino acids)
Cellular component (GO): cytoplasm
Molecular function (GO): GTPase activity
Source: RefSeq, a predicted model, not a curated record